CUGGAGCAGACAGUCUGCGGUUUCUUCCUGACGUCCACUCCCAUGCAUUUGACGAAGUCCGCUGUUUUAAUUGUUAGCUAACGACAAAAUUACCACGUAAAACCAUUUAUAUAUUCCGUGGGGGGAAAAGGAAACGAUGGAGACCGACUCAGUGUUCUACACUGAUGGCAGCGGACGUAUCUCCAGUAACCCUCUGCUGGACCAGCUCCCCAGCUACCAGUCCCUACUAUACCGCAGGAAGUCGUCCACCAACAAUCGAAAAAACAGCUCUAGAGCGAGGCGAAGCUCCUCUACCAGCGGGAAAUGGGGCUUUGGCACCUUGAGAAGGCACGAGGACAAACACGAGACUGAGCGGCCCCUCAGAGAACUAGCCAAACCCAUGAAUGAGAAACGCAAACACAAGACACAGCGCCUUGAAGACGCCAAAGAGUACAGCAGCUGGAGACAGUGGAGGCAGAGCACACGGCGGUAUCUGAGGAGGCUGAAGGAUGAUGCCGAAGAGCUUCUGAGCUCCUUGAAACUGUGGAGGGGAGACAUCCAUCUGAUAGAGGGGAUGUUCGGCACUGGGAUCCUGUCGUACUUCUCCUUCCUGCGCUUCCUGGUCGUGCUCAACCUGGCCAUCUUCCUGCUCAUGUUCAGCUUCGUCAUGUUGCCCAUCAUCAUCGCCCCUCAUGCUUCGGGAAAUAUAACCUACAACCAGAAUGAUGGUAGUGAGUGCAGCAGCUAUCCAAGCAGCACUCGUCGGGGCCUUGUCAUCUUUCAUGAGCACAUCACUGAUAUGCUCUCGGGUGAAGGCUUUCUGGAACAGACCUAUCUCUUCUACGGCUACUACAAGGUGGAAAAAAUCCAUUUCCCACACACGACAUACAAUUUGGCACUGGCGUACCUGCUCGCCACUGUAGCGUACCUCUUCUUCAGUCUUAUCUGGAUUGUUAAAAGGUCUGCCACGGGAUUCAAACGGAACCUGAUUCAGGAUGAGGAUCGCUUUCAGAGCUUCUGCAACAAGAUCUUUGCCGGCUGGGAUUUCUGCAUCACCAACAUAAACACAGCGAGGCUGAAGAGAAGCAGUUUGCUCUAUGAGCUCAGGACGGAUUUGGAGGAGGAGAGGAUAAAACAGAAAAUAGCAGAGCGCACCCGCAAAGAGAAGUGUCGGAUUUACCUCCUCCGCCUCAUCCUCAACCUUUUUGUCAUUGGUGUGCUGGCUGGUUGCUUCUACAGCAUUUACGUGGCCACCGCCUUCUCCCAGCAAGUAGAAAUUAAGACUAAAAAGGUGAAUUUCUUUGUGGAUCUCAUCUAUGAGUACCUACCUUCAAUUGUUAUCACCCUGGCCAACUUCAUCACCCCAGUCCUGUUCUCAGUUAUCAUCAACUACGAGGACUACUCUCCUGCCUUUGAGAUCCGCUUCACUCUAAUGAGGUGUGUCUUCAUGCGCUUGACUAGCAUUGGAGUUUUGCUUUUCUCUCUCUGGUCUCAAAUCACUAAAUGUGGAGAAGAAACCUGUAGAUGUGGUUACAACCAUGUUCUUUAUUCCUGCUGGGAGACACGUGUGGGUCAGGAAAUGUACAAACUGACCAUCUUUGACUUCAUCAUCAUGGUUGCAGUGACCAUCUUUUUUGAGUUUCCCCGAAAGCUGUUGGUGAAGUACUGUGACUGUAACCUGGCUAAGUGGUGGGGCCAGCAGGAGUUUGACAUCCCUCAGAAUGUGCUGGCGAUCGUCUACGGUCAGACUAUCUGCUGGAUCGGCACAUUUUACUCCCCCUUGCUGCCUGCCAUCUGCACCAUCAAAUACUUCUUUAUCUUCUACAUCAAAAAGGUGUCAUUAAUACGCAACUGUCGCCCAGCCACGCGUCCAUUCCGAGCAUCCAGCUCCAACUUCUUCUUCCUCGGCGUGUUGCUGAUCGGCCUGGUUCUUGCCUGCGUGCCUGUUGGAGUUAGUGUAGCACAAAUUCGUUGUUCCCAGGCUUGUGGGCCAUUCGUUAAUUUCACCACCUCCUGGGAAGUGCUGCCAGCUACAAUAUCCCAGCUACCCCAUGGAGUCCAAACCUUCCUCUUCACUCUCUCAUCAGAGGUCUUUGCGGUCUCCUUCUUUGUCGUUACAUGUUUGGCCAUGUUUUAUGUGAUAGCACUUGCUGGAGCUCACAAGAAAGUAAUUAAACAACUAAGGGAGCAGCUAGCUAUGGAGGGCCGUGACAAACGCUUCCUGAUCCAGAAGCUGUGCCAGGCUCAGAGGUCUCCGACUCUCAGAUCCCCAGUGUCCAAGUCACAGCCUCGUAGCGGCAGCAGGAGCAGCCCCAGCUACCACACCAGCUUCUCUACUAACUUUGAUGAGGGAAUGGUCCUGACACACCCACCUCCAGACUCCUCCACACAUCGACUCAGCUGGUAGGGGACCGGAACCGGACCAGAGGAAGCGUGCUGUUCCUCGGCAGCGAGAGAUCAGUCAGCCGUCAAAAUGUUGAGAAUUACGAUCCGGGCAGAUAUGGGCUCGCUUUGGGUUUUGUUCUGUGUCAUAUAUUCGCAGUUCCUGGCCGUAUCCUCUGAUGACAUCGUGGUGGCCUGCGGUGGAUUUGUGAAGUCCGACGUUGAGAUCAAUUACUCUCUGAUCGAGAUCAAACUGUACACUAAACAAGGUUCACUGAAAUAUCAAACGGACUGUGCUCCUAUCAAUGGUUACUUCAUGAUCCCCCUCUAUGACAAGGGUGAUUUUGUUUUGAAGAUUGAGCCUCCUCUGGGAUGGAGCUUUGAGCCUACCAGUGUUGACCUGCAUGUGGAUGGAGUCACUGACAUCUGCACCAAAGAAGAAGACAUCAAUUUUGUUUUCACGGGUUUCUCUGUUUCUGGAACGGUUCUGAGUAAGGGCCACCUGUUGGGCCCAGCGGGAGUAGAAGUCAAACUGAGCCAAACGGGAUCGGAGGAGAAACUUCAGAGCGUUGUCACACAACCUGGAGGAAAGUAUACCUUCUUCAAAGUACUUCCCGGAAGUUAUGGCAUCACAGCUUCUCAUCCAUCUUGGACUCUGGAGCAGAGCACGACCUCGGUGCACGUUUCCAAUGCCAAUGCCCCGGCCGCCGACCAUCUGGUGGUUGCAGGCUACGAUGUCUCAGGGGAGGUCCGCAGUGAUGGAGAGCCCAUGAAAGAGGUCACCUUCCUACUGUACUCGGCCACAGUCAAGAGAGAGGACAUCAGCGGCUGUAACACAACCCCAGUGGAGGGUGCAGAUUCUGGGGACAGCUCCCUGCUCUACCUGUGCAGCGCUCUGUCCAGGGACGACGGCAUUUUCGUCUUUCCCUCACUGGCCAGCGGCGAGUACACCGUGGUUCCCUUUUACAGGGGAGAAAGAAUCACGUUUGACGUUGCUCCUUCUAGGAUGAAUUUCAAGGUGGAGCACAACAGCUUGAAACUAGAGCCCAUUUUCCGCGUGAUGGGCUUCUCUGUGACGGGCCGCGUCCUCAACAGUGCUGAAGGAGAGGGUGUCGCUGACGCUACAGUCUCCCUCAACAACCAGAUCAAAGUUGUCAGCAAGGAGGACGGAUCUUUCCGGUUGGAGAACAUGACAGCUGGAACCUACACCAUCCGCGUCAACAAGGAGCUCAUGCUCUUUGAGCCAAUCACAGUGAAGAUCGCCCCCAACACGCCUCAGCUGCCUGACAUCAUCACAGCAGGGUUCAGUGUGUGUGGUCAGAUCUCGGUCAGUCGUCUGCCCGAGGGCAUGAAGCAGCAGGGUCGCUACAAGGUCACUCUGACGCAUAAGGGACAAGACAAGGCUUCCAGUCGGACCAUCGACUCGGAUCCUCAGGGAGCCUUCUGCUUUCAGACCAAACCAGGAGACUAUAGCGUCCAUGUUUCUCUCCCUGAAGCGGAGGUGAAAGCUGGCCUGGCUCUGCAGCCUCAGUCCUUGGAGGUCUCCCUCGUGGACCGGCCCCUCACAGACCUACUUUUCACCCAGUUCAUGGCUUCUGUUUCUGGAAAAGUUUUCUGUCUAGCGUCCUGCGAUGACCUGUCCGUAACCCUGCAGCCAGUGAGUCGGCAGGGAGAGAGGAGGACGGUGGCUCUGUCGGGCGGCAACGAGAUCCUCAGCUUCUCCUUUGACAACGUUUUGCCAGGGAAAUACAAAGUGAGUAUUUCCCACGAGGAGUGGUGUUGGAAACACAAAUCUGUGGAAGUUGAAGUUCUGGACUCGGAUGCCCUGGGGGUGGAGUUCAGACAGAUUGGCUACAUCCUGCGCUGCUCCCUCUCCCAUGCCAUCACUUUGGAAUUCUUCCAAGAUGGCAGCAAGCCUGAGAAUGUCGGCGUGUACAACCUCUCUAAGGGAGUCAACCGCUUCUGUCUCUCCAAGCCUGGUGUUUACAAAGUCACCCCUCGUUCCUGCCACCAGUUUGAGCAGGACUACUACACGUACGACACCUCUGCUCCCAGUAUCCUGACCCUCACCGCAGUGCGUCACCACAUGACAGGACUCAUCACCACCGACAAGAUUCUAGAUGUCACAGUAACAAUCAAGUCGUCUAUCGAGAGUGAGCCAGCGCUGGUGCUGGGCCCCCUGCGAAGCCUGGAAGAACAGAGGCAAGAGCAGCAACUGCAGGAGAUUCAACUGCGGCGUCAGGAGCGAGAGCGCCGUGCGGCCGAAGAGGAUGGAGGAUCCAGAGAUGAUAGUCCCCCUGUACAAGAGAAGGCUGAUGAACUGACAGGCCCCUACCACUACGAGUUCUCCUACUGGGCCAGGGCUGGCGAGAAGAUCACAGUGACUCCCUCCUCCAAGGAACUGUUGUUCUACCCUCCUGAAGUGGAGGCAACGAUCACUGGAGAGUCGUGUCCAGGUCGGCUUGUGGACAUCACAGGGCGUGCAGGUCUCUUCUUAGAGGGCAAAGUGUCACCAGAGCUACAGGGCGUAGAGAUAUCCAUCACCGAGAGGGGAUCUGCUGCACCGCUCAUUACCGUGGCCACUAAUGAGAUGGGAACAUACAGCGUGGGUCCGCUGCACAGCGACCGACAGUACAACAUCAGCGCCAGUAAAGAAGGUUUCGUGCUGAGUCCGGUGGAGGGAUCCCAGGGAGAUUUCAAGGCCUUUGCUUUGGCCGGCGUUACCUUCAAGAUCAAAUCGAAGGAUGGUCACCCCCUGUCGGGCGUCCUUCUGUCUCUGAGUGGAGGACAGUUUCGCUCCAACCUCCUGACUCAGGACAGCGGCCUCCUCACCUUCAGUAACUUGAGUCCUGGUCAGUACUACUUCAAACCCAUGAUGAAGGAGUUCCGCUUUGAGCCGACCUCUCAGAUGAUUACAGUGGAGGAGGGUCAGAACCUCAGUAUCGACAUAACAGGCAUUAAGACUGCUUACAGCUGCUACGGAGCCGUGCAGUCUCUGAGUGGGGAUGCGGAGCGGGACGUGGCCGUGGAGGCGGUGGGUCAGGGAGACUGCAGCCUCUACAGCGAGGACACGGUCACUGACGAGGAGGGCCGGUUCAGACUCAGGGGCCUGCUGCCGGGUUGCAAGUAUCUGAUUCAGCUGAGAGCUGAAGGCAACGACCACAUAGAGAGAGCCUUGCCCCAGCACAGAGCCAUCGAGGUCGGCAGCACUGACAUUGAAGGAGUCAACAUCAUCGCCUUCAGGCAGAUCAAUCAGUUCGACCUCAGUGGAAACAUCGUCACGUCUCCUGAACACCUUCCAACGUUAUCGGUGAAACUGUACAAGAGCGACAACCUGGACAAUCCAAUCAACAGCGUCUCUCUGGGGCAGUCCCUUUUCUUCCACUUCCCUCCUCUGGACAGAGAUGGAGAGAGCUAUGUGCUGAUGCUGUACUCCACCCUGUCCCGCUCCCAGUACGACUUCACUCUACCUCAGGUCUCCUUCACCUCCAGUGGCUACCACAAGCACGUCACACUCACCUUCAACCCCACUCGUAAAGUGCCUGACCAGGAUGUUGCCCAGGGCUCCUACAUAGCUCUGCCCCUCACUCUGCUGCUCCUGUUAGCAGCGUACAACCACGAGAAGGUGAUCCCCCUCCUGUUGCAGCUGGCCAACCGCGUCCAGGGAGUAAGGAGCAUGGCUCAGACCAGCGGUGACAGCGCCGCUCUGGACGAAGCCAAGCGCCUGGCCAAGAGACAGAAAGCCAGGCGUACAUGAGGCCGCACCCCGAACCACAUCUUUGUGCACUGAACUGAACGCUAGUGUCCGGGAUCCCUGCCUCAGAGAGCACCGGGAGCAGCUGGGUUACAUCUCUUCAGUGCUGCGUUUUGCUAGUGGACUGUUUAGCGUGCUAAGGUGUGAUUUAAAUCAGGGUUCAAAUGAAGCCCAGCACGAACCUCUCAUUACCACCGCCUCAUUGGCCAAUCAGAAUUUCUGGACUGAUAGCUGACGUUUUACAGGUUGAUUUUUUUUUUGUUGUUGUUGUUGUUCCACAUUGUUUCAGAAAACUGUUAAUAUUUGUAAUAUGAGCCAUUUUUAUACAUUUCUAAUUUAUCUAGGUCAACUAAAACCUUGUGUUUUUGAAAGAUGUCAGUCCUAACGUUGUGCAGGACUGUAUCAGACACUGCUCCCCCAUCAGCACUAGGGUCGAUUCAGACCGUACACAAAGUGGGAAUCGAUUAGAACUGUUCCGAACAACAAAUAUCAGCUUUGGGAUUUUUAAAACUUAUAAAAACUGCGCUCAAAAGGUUCAAAAACUGAACUCCCCCUGA
Messenger RNA from Mugil cephalus (flathead mullet), 6672 nucleotides. It is a transcript of the gene nomo, whose product is annotated as nodal modulator. Gene Ontology annotation, molecular function: carbohydrate binding. The record is from RefSeq and is a predicted model, not a curated record. Gene Ontology annotation, cellular component: endoplasmic reticulum membrane. Lineage: Eukaryota; Metazoa; Chordata; Actinopteri; Mugiliformes; Mugilidae.